GGAAUGAAUAACAGCCUAAACCAGCACUAUGAGGACAAGGUGCGUCCCUACAUUGAUCUUGUGGACAAACUUAGAACACUGGGAGUAGAGAAGGACCUGAACUUGCCAGCCAUUGCUGUUAUAGGUGAUCAGAGUUCAGGAAAGAGCUCUGUAUUGGAGGCCCUUUCAGGAGUGGCUUUGCCUAGAGGCACAGGUAUUGUGACACGCUGCCCUUUGGUGUUGAAACUAAACAGGACUGAAAAGGGUACCACAUGGUCUGGACUUCUCACAUUCAAGGGCCAAGAAAAGAACCUUCUCAAGCCAUUAGAUGUGGGGAAUGCUGUUUCAAAUGCUCAGAACGUCUUGGCUGGAGAGGGGAAGGGAAUCAGCCAGGAGAUGAUCUCUCUGGAGAUAAAAUCCAGUGAAGUUCCUGAUCUCACCCUCAUUGACCUGCCAGGCAUUGCCAGGGUGGCAACAGGAGACCAGCCGUUUGACAUUGAGAAGCAGAUCAAAGAUCUCAUCGAGAAAUUCAUUAAGAGACAAGAAACUAUUAGCUUGGUGGUUGUGCCUGCAAACAUUGACAUUGCCACCACUGAGGCACUGCAGAUGACAAACAAAGUGGAUCCAAAUGGGCAAAGGACUCUGGGCAUCCUUACCAAGCCUGACUUGGUGGAUAAAGGUGCAGAGGAGAGUGUUGUAAAUACAGUAAAUAACCAGGUGAUCCCACUGAAGAAGGGCUACAUGAUCGUGAAGUGCCGUGGCCAGCAAGACAUCAAUGAGAAUCUGAGUCUGUCUGCAGCUCUCCAAAAAGAGCAAGUCUUUUUUCAGGAGCAUCAACAUUUCAGACCUCUCUUGGAGGAAGGCAAAGCCACAGUGCCUGUACUUGCAGAGAGACUGACCAGGGAACUGGUAGAACACAUUAAUAAGUUACUCCCACAGUUGCACAAACAAGUUGAGGCCAAAUUGGAGAAAACAGUUAAUGAUUUGAGAAGGCUUGGAGAUGGAGUUCCUCAAGAGGAACAUGAGAGAAACAACUUUCUUAUUGGGAAAAUCAGUGACUUCAACAAAGUCCUUACAGAUGUGAUGAGGGCAGAGGAAGACACCAAAAACUCAGAGCCCAAAGUUUUUACUAAAAUCAGGAAAGAGUUUGGAAAAUGGAAACAUCACCUGGAUGACAAGACUAUCAGACUUGAGGAAACCCUCCGGGAUGAAGUUGAAGAGUACACCAAGACCUGUAGGGGAAAGGAGCUUCCUGGAUUUGUUAAUUACAGAACGUUUGAAAACAUUGUCAAGAAACAUGUACAGGAACUGGAGGAGCCUGCUAUAGAAUUACUGAGAGACAUCAUUGGAAUUGUUCACUCCUGUGUGAACAAGGUGGUCAGCUCCCAUUUUGAGGCCUUUCCCAACCUGCUGAGGGCAGCUAAAGAGCCGAUCGAGGAUCUGCUUGAGCAGGAGCAUGGAAAAGCCCUAGAGACGGUAAAAUCUCAAUUUAAAAUGGAGAAGAUUGUGUAUUCACAAGAUCACCUCUACAGCCGCCAGCUAGAGGCCGUCAAACUGAAACCAGAGCCGACCAAGCAGAUGUUUAACUCAAGAGGUCACCUCAUCUCAAAGACAGUGAGUGCUGACGUCAGGGAGAUGGCACAGCACCUAAACGCCUAUUUCAUGAUCACCUCUGACCGUCUGGCCAACCAGGUGCCCCUUAUAGUGCAGUACCAUGUGCUGGACCAAUACUUUUCUCAGCUUCAGGCCGCAAUGUUGCGCAUGAUCGGAUCCCGGAACGCCGAGAAGCUUAUCCGAGAGGAUUCUGGUGUAGCUCAUCGUAGGAGGAGCUUGAAGGACCGUCUGGAACGUCUUAAAAAAGCACGCCAGCUCUUGUCCAAGUUCUUAAUGUCUGUCUCAUAACUGAAUUCGAAUUAUUAAGCAUCAUUAGAAGGAUGAAGGAUUAGAAAGACGACCUUA
Messenger RNA from Ictalurus furcatus (blue catfish), 1938 nucleotides. RefSeq names its product interferon-induced GTP-binding protein Mx-like. Gene Ontology annotation, biological process: defense response to virus. The record is from RefSeq and is a predicted model, not a curated record. Bases 4 to 1881 code for a protein of 625 amino acids. Gene Ontology annotation, cellular component: cytoplasm; microtubule; nucleus. The transcript is spliced from 11 exons. Lineage: Eukaryota; Metazoa; Chordata; Actinopteri; Siluriformes; Ictaluridae. Gene Ontology annotation, molecular function: GTPase activity; microtubule binding; GTP binding.